Messenger RNA from Sebastes umbrosus (honeycomb rockfish), 4032 nucleotides. Its product is annotated as GTPase IMAP family member 8-like. Lineage: Eukaryota; Metazoa; Chordata; Actinopteri; Perciformes; Sebastidae. The record is from RefSeq and is a predicted model, not a curated record. Bases 114 to 3782 code for a protein of 1222 amino acids. Gene Ontology annotation, molecular function: GTP binding. The transcript has 9 exons.
GUCGCAGCAGAAGCUUCAGCUGGACUGUUGGUGACGCAGAGCUCUUUGACUUCAGCAGACAGCAACACUGACACAAGUGCAUUAUUCUCUGAUGUUUCCAGCAGAGUGACAUCAUGGCGACUGCAUCACCUGAUGAUGAUGAUUUAAAUAAACCGAAGCGCAGAAGCAGCCCUGACUUCAACCGACCUAACUUGUCAGAUGAUCGGCAACCUCUGAAGCGGAGCAGCAGCUUCGAAUGGCUGUCACCUAACAUGUCUGAGCUGAGGGUUGUUCUGCUGGGGAACAGCUGGUCUGAGAGGAGUUCAGUGGGGAACUUCAUACUGGGAGAGAAUAAGUUCAACACUGAGCAAGAACCAGACUGCUGUCUGAGAGUCAGAGGACAGCUGAAGGAGAAAGAAAUAGCUGUCAUCAACACUCCAGAUCUGCUGCUUCCUGACAUCUCCUCAGAACAGCUGACAAAACAUGUAAAAAAGUGUGUGAGUCUCUCUGCUCCUGGACCUCAUGUGUUCCUUCUGGUUCUACAGCCUGAAGACUUCACUGAGGAACACAAACUGAGACUACAAUCAAUCCUUCAAAACUUCAGUGAUCAAUCAUUCAAUCAUUCACUGGUUCUGAUAUCAACACCAAGAGAGAAGAAUUCAGCUUUCAUGGGCAAAGAUCUACCAGACCAGCCCUUAAAAGACAUGAUGAGAAUGUGUAGAUACAGAUACAUGAAGCAGGAGAACCUUGAAUUUCCAGAGCUGUUAACACGCUUGGGUCAAACUGUAAAGGAGAACAAUGGAGAUCAUGUGAGCUGUGAAGUAUUUGAAGAUGCAGCACCAGCUAUGGCUCAAGAUCAGGAAAGCCUGAAACAGGCAGAAGUCAGUUUUAAAGGCAAUCCACCAAAAGCUGUUGAGGUGGAAGUUCCCAGAAAAUAUACCCCGUCCCACCAGUCAUGUCAACUCAGGAUUGUGAUGUUUGGAAAAUCCGAGGACAAAAAGACAACACUGUUGAACUUCAUCUUUAAGAGAAAAGCUCAAUUAUUAACAGUAACUGAACAAAGGCAAUUGAGAGGAAAUCCUCCAAGAGUGGUGAAAACGCCAAACAUCUUCAGUCUGUCUGUGGAAGCAGUCAGAGAAGAGAUAAAGAGGUGCAUCAGCCUUUGUCCUCCUGGACCAAAUGUCCUCUUGCUGUUAGUGAAGCCUUCUGAUUUCACAGAGAAGAACAGACAAACACUGAAGUUCAUCCUGAGCUUGUUUGGUCAAGAUGCUUUUAAACACUCGAUGGUCAUCAGAACACAUGAGCGGAAUGAAAUGAGUUUCUCUGUUCGUCAGCUCCUUAAAGACUGUGGAGGAAGACUCUACAACAUGGUCGAAGAGAACCACACACUGUUAAUGGAGAAGAUUGAAAACAUUGUGCAUGAAAACAAAGGAACCUUCCUCACCUUCACUGAAGAAAACAUCAGACUAAAGUCUGGACACAUGAAACCAGCUGUAAACCUGGUUCUGUGUGGGAGGAGAGGAGCAGGGAAGACUUCAGCAGCCAAGGCCAUUUUAGGUCAGACAGAGCUUCAUCCAGUCCCCAGCUCAUCAGAGUGUGUUAAACAUCAGGGAGAGGUGUGGGGACGUCGGGUUUCUCUGGUGGAGCUUCCUGCCUUGUAUGGAAAACCUCAGGAGGCAGUGAUGGAGGAAUCAUUCAGGUGUAUCUCCCUCUGUGAUCCUGAGGGCGUCCAUGCCUUCAUCCUGGUCCUACCUGUGGGUUCCCUCACUGAUGAAGACAAGGGAGAGUUAAAGACCAUCCAGAACACAUUCAGCUCUCCAGUCAAUGACUUCACCAUGAUUCUGUUCACUGUGGAGUCAGAUCCUACAGCUCCAGCUGUUGUUAACUUCCUGAAGGAAAACAAGGAGAUCCAGGAGCUCUGUCAGAGCUGUGGAGGAAGAUAUGUUGUUCUCAACAUCAAGGACCAGCAGCAGAUCCCAAAGCUGUUGAAAGAUGUGGAAAACAAUAGUCAAUCUAAAAAUAAACCAUACUGCUAUACAACGGAAACAUUUGCUCAUGCACAAAUGGAAAAGGUCUUACAACAAGAGAAACGCAUCAACAUGCAACAAGGUGAAAUUGAGAGGCUGAAAAAGAAGAAUGAGAUAACUUGUGAUGAUGAGAAGCAGAGCCCAGAGUGUCUCAAGAUUGUGCUGAUAGGGAAGACUGGCUGUGGAAAGAGCUCUACAGGAAACACCAUUCUAGGAAGAAAGGCAUUUGUAGCCGAAUCAAGCCAAACAUCAGUCACCAAACUUUGUCAGAAAGAACAGACUGAAGUGAACGGUCGUCCUGUUGUUGUGGUCGACACUCCUGGUCUGUUUGACACAACUUUGUCCCAUGAAGAGGUUCAAGAGGAGAUGUUAAAGUGCAUCAGUCUUCUGGCUCCAGGACCACAUGUCUUCCUGCUGGUGUUACAAAUUGGCAGACUCACACCAGAGGAGAAGGAGACAUUAAAACUCAUCAAGGAAGGCUUUGGGACAAAUUCAGAAAAGUUCACCAUCAUUCUUUUCACAAGAGGAGAUGACCUGGAGGAUGAGGAGCAGUCGAUUGAUGAAUACAUUGAAAAGAAAUGUGAUGAUUCCUUUAAGAAGCUAGUUGCUGACUGUGGAGGAAGAUACCAUGUGUUCAAUAACUAUGAUAAACAAAACCGCACACAAGUCAGUGAACUGAUAACCAAGAUUGACAACAUGGUGAAGAAGAAUGGAGGCAGCUGCUACACCAAUGAGAUGCUGCAAGAGGCCGAGGCAGCUAUAAAGAAGGAAGUGGAGAAGAUCCUGAAGGAGAAGGAAGAAGAGAUGGAGAGAGAGAGGGAGGAACUUGGAAGAAAACACAAGGAAGAAAUGCAAGCAAUGAAAAGAAGAGUAGAAAAACAGAGAGCAGAAACUGAAAAGGAGAGAAAACAGAGAGAAAAACAACUUGAAGAAAAGGAGGAAAACAUAAAGAAGGAACGUGAGAAGAGAAAGAAAGAACAGAAAAUGAGAGAAAAAGAGGACAGGAAGAGAAAACAACGAGAAGAAAAGCAACAACAGGAGUGGAAACAAAAACUUGAACAUUCAGAGCAAAAAAUAAGAUCGGAGUCAGAAUCAAAGGAAACCAUUGACAGAAAGCUGAAGGAGAGCAGAGAACAGAUGAAAGAAGAACGACAGAAGUGGAAGAAAAACCAAAAAGAAUUGUGGGACAAACGACAUCAAGAAGAUGAACAGAGACGACAAAGGGAGCAAACAAGAUUAAGAAAGCUUCAAGAAGAAUAUGAACAAGAAAGAGAAAUAAAUGAAAAGAAAAGAAAUGAAGAGGACCGAAUCAGAAGAGAACAAGAGGAAAAAGAGAAAAAAGACAUCGAGGAGGAUCAUAAGAAAAAAAUUGAGAAUCUGAAGAAAACAUAUGAAGAUGACGCCACAAAGAAAGCUCAAAAGUAUAAUGAUUUCAUAGUGAAGUACACCAAGGAAUCUGAGGAAUCUGCAGCUCAGAAGGAAGAGCAUGAGAAACAAAUGAAAGACAAAGAUAAGAAAUAUGACAUCUUGAAGGCACUUUCAGACAAAAUGAAGGAAUGUGUGACCAAAAAGGAAAAGAAUUGGGGAAAAAUGAAUGACUUACUGAAAAAACAGGAAGAAGAAUUGAAGAAAGUGGAACCUGAAAAAAAGGAAGAUCUAAAGGAAACACAUGAAACAGAAAUAAAGGACUUGGUAGCGGAACUUGUGAAACAAGAACCCGAAGCAUCAAGCCAGCGCUUUUUGGAACGGAUUCGAGUAUUUUUUGGAUUCAAAUAAACAAAAGCUUUAAAGAAGGAUAGAUUUCUCUGUAAUGUUUUGCAGUGGACUACACUGCAAUGCAUACCAUGGUCACGGAAAUACACCUCAUUGGCUGUCAGGUGCUAAAAUUAUCAUAUAUUAGGGCUGUCAAAGUUAACACGAUAGUUAACUCAGCUCUGUUUUAACGCCACUAUUUUCUUUAACGCAUUAAGCCAUCGAUCUUUCGGAGGUUGUAGCGGCUCAGUUUUAAAGCUAGAGUGAAGAUACU